UCUUUACUGGCUAAACUAAAAAAUAGCUUUCCGGUAACAUAAACAUUCACAUUUAAUAACGCGUUUCGGUAUCAGUACUGCUUCGUGAUACUUAGCAACAAGGUUGCUAACUUAAAGUAAUAUAAAAUAGCUCAGUCUGAAAGAUGAAAUGGAGAGUAAAGUGCCAGUAGUGAUUAUACGGACCUGUUGGUUUUGGACUUAGCGGUUGGUGUGUGUGUGUGUGUGUGUGUGUGUGAGUGAGUGAGAGAGAGAGAGAGAGAGGGAGAGUUAAAGUGGCCGGGAUGCUGCAGGUACCGUAUGGCGGUCCUGAGCGCGAUAAGCCUCUCUUCAGGCUGCCUUUCACCCUAUUCAUUAUAGGAACUGUGUGUCUGCCUUUCCUCGGCCUCGUCAUUGGCGUCGUAGUUUCAAUUCUUUAUAACUACAACGAAGCGACCUACACUCACUGCCAGGUCAACAACUACCUUCCAUCCAUUAGCGCAGCCAUUAACCUCACACCGCAGCGCUACAUCUGGCGCUUCUGCAUUGGCCUGCACUCGGGCUCGCGGUUCCUGACAGCAGCGACUUACUUCAAUUUUUACAAUCUGCGCUUUGCCAGGCAGAUCAUAGAGAAGCUUCUGAGCGCCUUCACUCUCCUCUGUGCUGUAACUGAGAACACCAGUCUGCUCCUGCUCACCUACGUCAGUUCUACUGAAAACUACAAUGUUCAUAAAUAUGGUUUCAUCACAUUCAUUGUCAGCUCCGUGCUCCACAUGAUGAGCACUUGCAGGCUGUGGUACGUGAUUAUGAAGUACACCAUUAGUACUGAGGAGAUGACAUCAUACCGCUUCAAGUCCCGCCUCUUCCUCUUAAACAUUGUCUUGACGUUGGCUGCUGGUUACUUCUUCAGGCGCCACAACAAGUAUUGUGAACCAGGAAUUUACACAUGCUUUGCUUUGUUUGAGUAUCUGGUAGUAGUGUCCAACAUGGCCUUCCAUAUGACAGCCUACUGGGACUUUGGAAGUAAAGCGGUGAUGGUGGCAGUGCCAAUGGAGAGCAAACACUUCUGAUUGUAAAAGAAUCAACAAAUUCAUAUGGAACCAACUGGGCUUCUUAAUUGAUAGAACAUUAUUUUUGGGCUGAAGUAAGUGUGUAAGUGUGUGUGUGUGUGUGUGUGCCAUUUUUAAAAUGUUUUUACGAAUGUGUGAGUGACUUACCCAAACACAAAAAAAUUGCUUUUUUUUCUUCUUCCAAACGAUACUGUAUCUGUGAUUUGUGUUUACAAAUUAUUUGUGAUUAUUUUGCACAAAUUUCUAUGUAAAAGAAAAAGAUAAUGUAAAAGUUGGUCAUUUUAAAUCUUAUAUCAGUAGUAGUAGUAAUAAUAAUACCCCAGAUUAUCUGUUAUUCAUCUUUAGUCAGCAGAGUUAAAAGUAAAAUCAUUUUGUAAUACAUUUUAUAUUCUGAAAUGCAUCUCAGGUCUGAUUUAAUGACGUGUUAAGGACGCUGUCUCAUUCUUAUGUCAAGAGCAGGAGGUUUUACUGACUACAUCAUCAGUACGCUUGAAUACCAAAGUCAGUAUUAUGAACACUUGCUAUUAGUAAUGUUUGAGGGAACAGUUCAGCCAAAAAUAAAAUGAUUGACUUUUUGAUGAUGAUUUUUUUUUUAUUAUUAAUUUUUUGGAUCUUAAGAUAUUUAGGCAUGCGAUUUCCAAAAUGCAAACUUGAUAGCUAUAAGCAUCCGUUACAUCUUUACGCUGUUAAACUUGGCGCUCCAGUGCAAAAUUUAAGAUACAUAGAGUACUGUGCAAAUGUCUUAAACCACCCCGAUCACAUUUUGCACCUAAAGAGCCAGACUUUCUUGUAUUUUAACUUUUUUGGCUUUCUUUUAUUCUAAUACUUUUGACUUUAUGUCUGGUUUCAGUCCAGUCCCUGUAGCUGACCAGUUUCAAAGGAUUUUUUAAAAACCUAUAUAGUGACCCGUUCAAGCAAAAAAAUUUAACUUGAGUCAUGAACCAGUGAGAAACAGAUGCAGAUGGUGACGGAUGAUCAGGCCGGUGAUUAGUAUACUGGUGAUGCUGAAUGUUGAGUGGUUGGAACAGACAAGAGGGGAAAAGAGGUUGCCGCUGAGGUUGUUACAACCAGUUAUUAGGCACUUUUCAGCCUGUCACAGUGGAACGUUUCUCAUUUCUUGAAUUUAUUUUAAAUAAUUUCAGUUAAUAUGAAGAAAUAAAUGUGGCUCAAGACUUUUGCACAGUACUGUUUUUCUAACAUUAAGCAUGAUGUUCUUCAAGUAAUGGUCGAGAAACACAACUGAAUGAUUCUAGCUAGAACUUGUGAGACAACCGAAAACUAUUUAAAGGGUCUACAUUUAACAUAAAGACUCAUGUACAGUGUUUGUACAUGUUUAUGUCCGGAUGUAAAGCAGUUUCAAUUAACUGCCAAACUUUAAAGUUAAUUUAAGAAAUACUUUCCUUUUCUAAAGGGAGUUUUCCUUUUCACUGUUUGUAUUUGGAAAUUAAACGAGCAUAUUCCA
Molecule: messenger RNA, 2508 nt
Organism: Clarias gariepinus (North African catfish)
Lineage: Eukaryota; Metazoa; Chordata; Actinopteri; Siluriformes; Clariidae
Gene: pgap2
Product: post-GPI attachment to proteins 2
Exons: 5
Coding region: 282-1046 (254 amino acids)
Biological process (GO): GPI anchor biosynthetic process
Cellular component (GO): Golgi membrane; endoplasmic reticulum membrane
Source: RefSeq, a predicted model, not a curated record